AGUUCGCGAGGAAGGAAAGACCCUCCUCGCACUUGAAGCGCCUGGCAUUUGCUUUUGGAAAAAGAGAAUACAAGAUAAAGGAGGAGACGGGAAGAAGCGGGGGAAAGAAGUGAGGGGGGAGAUAGAGGAAAAAAGGACGUGAACCGAAAGGGCUAGAUCGUGCAGGGAGCCCGAGGCGCGGGGGCGGCAGUGCGGAGCCAGGAGCGCCGCCGCUUGGGCAGGUGCCGCGGCUGCUGCCCGGAGGCGGCAUGUGACGCGCGGCCGCAGCUGCCCGCGGGCGGAGCGCUCUCGGACCCGGGAGCGCACACCGCGGGGCAAGUCGGUACCAUCCCGAAUCCCCACGAUCCUCCUCAGUUCGCCGGGGCGGCAUAGGCGCUUCUGGAAAGACAGGCGAUGAACCGAAGGGCGGCUCCGGGCAUGGGCGCGCGGUCCUAGGACACUCGCUUCCUGAACGCCGAGCGGGAGGCGACCAACGGACGGUGGACCGGGCGCCUCCCGCGCUUUGGGGAAGCGCAGACGACCGGCGUGGGACGGCCACCUGGAGCGCAGCGGCCAGGUCUGAACAGUGAUGACGCUUGUUUCAGUUAUGAGUCGCUCAGUGGACUGUGGAUUGACUGAACUGUACCCAUUCCCAUCAUGAUGUACACCACCAAGGCUCCUCACUACACCUGUUUCCUGAUUAGAGACGAAAUACAUGACAUUCAGAACUUCCACUAAGGUACUGUAAGCUUUUGUGGUGACAUGGCAUCUGGUUUUUUUCUACAAGGAGAGUUCAGCACACAGCACAGUCCUUGAUACAUUGGAUUGGUUUGAUGAUCCUACCUGGAACAGGAUAGAAAACUAACACAAGGCUAACUAAGAGGAGUACCGGGAACUGCAGGAGAAAAGCUUUUGGCUACUUUCCAGGGACUGUGCAUUUGUUUAACCAGAAUCUGUUUCAACACAUGUAAAGACUAUGUCAGAGAGUCACCAUGACCUUGCACAAUAACAAUACAACCUCACCUUUGUUUCCGAACAUCAGCUCUUCCUGGAUUCACGGCCCUUCCGAUGCAGGGCUGCCCCCAGGAACGGUUACUCAUUUUGGCAGCUACAACAUUUCUCGGGCAGCUGGGAAUUCCUCCUCUCCAAAUGGCACCACCAGUGACCCUCUGGGAGGUCAUACCAUCUGGCAGGUGGUCUUCAUUGCAUUCUUAACGGGCGUCCUGGCCUUGGUGACCAUCAUCGGCAACAUCCUGGUGAUAGUGGCAUUCAAGGUCAACAAGCAACUGAAGACCGUCAACAACUACUUCCUCUUAAGUCUGGCCUGUGCCGACCUGAUUAUUGGGGUCAUUUCAAUGAAUCUGUUUACUACCUACAUCAUCAUGAACCGAUGGGCUUUAGGGAACUUGGCCUGUGACCUCUGGCUUUCCAUUGACUACGUGGCUAGCAAUGCCUCCGUCAUGAAUCUUCUGGUCAUUAGCUUUGACAGGUACUUUUCCAUCACGAGGCCGCUCACGUACCGAGCCAAACGAACAACAAAGCGAGCUGGUGUGAUGAUAGGUCUGGCUUGGGUCAUCUCCUUCAUCCUUUGGGCUCCUGCCAUCUUGUUCUGGCAAUACUUUGUUGGGAAGAGAACUGUGCCUCCAGGGGAGUGUUUCAUCCAGUUCCUCAGUGAGCCCACCAUCACCUUCGGCACGGCCAUCGCUGCCUUUUAUAUGCCUGUCACCAUCAUGACUAUUUUAUACUGGAGGAUCUAUAAGGAAACUGAAAAACGUACCAAAGAGCUUGCUGGGCUGCAGGCCUCUGGGACAGAGGCAGAGGCAGAGAACUUUGUCCAUCCCACAGGUAGUUCUCGAAGCUGCAGCAGCUAUGAGCUUCAACAGCAAAGCAUGAAACGCUCAGCCAGGAGGAAGUACGGACGCUGCCACUUCUGGUUCACAACGAAGAGCUGGAAGCCCAGUGCCGAGCAGAUUGACCAAGACCACAGCAGCAGCGACAGCUGGAAUAACAACGACGCUGCUGCCUCCCUGGAAAAUUCCGCUUCCUCCGACGAGGAGGACAUGGGCUCGGAGACAAGAGCCAUCUACUCCAUCGUGCUCAAGCUUCCGGGUCACAGCACCAUCCUCAGCUCCACCAAGUUACCCUCGUCAGACAACCUGCAGGUGCCGGAGGAGGAGCUGGGGGCAGUGGACUUAGAGACGAAAGCCAGCAAACUCCAGGCCCAAAAGAGCAUGGACGACGGAGGCAGUUUUCAGAAAAGCUUCUCCAAGCUUCCCAUCCAGUUGGAGUCAGCCGUGGACACGGCCAAGGCCUCUGAUGUCAACUCCUCGGUGGGCAAGACCACGGCCACUCUGCCUCUGUCCUUUAAGGAAGCUACUCUGGCCAAGAGGUUUGCUCUGAAGACCAGAAGCCAGAUCACCAAGCGGAAACGGAUGUCCCUCAUCAAGGAGAAGAAGGCGGCCCAGACCCUCAGCGCCAUCUUGCUUGCCUUCAUUAUCACCUGGACCCCCUACAACAUUAUGGUUCUGGUGAACACCUUUUGUGACAGCUGCAUCCCCAAAACCUAUUGGAAUCUGGGCUAUUGGCUGUGCUACAUCAACAGCACCGUGAACCCCGUGUGCUAUGCCCUGUGCAACAAAACAUUCAGAACCACUUUCAAGAUGCUGCUGUUGUGCCAGUGUGACAAAAGGAAGAGGCGCAAGCAGCAGUACCAGCAAAGACAGUCAGUCAUUUUCCACAAACGGGCGCCCGAGCAGGCCUUGUAGGAUGAGGUGUGUUGUCAGUAGCAGUCACCAAACGCACACGUCAACCCACAGACCUUAGGAGGGAGUGAGGCGAGGGUGGGGGUGAUUUCUGGCGCUGAUAAGAAAAUGUCUUUAUCACCCAGAUGUGAAAGAAGCUGCCUGUUUACCGAUCCAUUAAAUAAAUCCAUUUUCAUAUCAAAAGUCAAACACCAAUUCAGCCAAAAAUAAAUAAAUAAGCCUAUUACUGGAUAUGAAGAAAUUUAUUCUGAAAUAGACUUUGUUUUUUCUUAACGAGAAAGAAAUAAUUGUUUCAUGGCAAUUAUAUACCCAAAUUGGUCUGCCUGGGCCUUUUCAUUCCCAUUAGCUCUGGAAUCUCGGUGAGGAUAACUAGCGGGCCCAGUUGCCCUGUUCUCCCCAAGGGUCCCCAAAGUGUCGAUCCACAUCCCACGUGGAACGCGUCAGGCCGGUGAAUCCGUGGUUCUGAAAUUCUUUCGUACGUUGCAAAGCCUCACCUUCUCGUCCCCGUAGAGCUCCCCGUCUUCUCACUGGUGUGUCGUUGAACUCUAUUUGUGGACUUGAUUCUUGCAGAGUACUGUUUUGUGCAGUUCAAGUUUCGUACAAAUAAAAGAUGCAUAAGUGUAUAUGUAUAUAUGUGUGUGUGUGUGUGUGUGUAUGUGUGUGAAUUCCACGCACACACACACAGUGUAUAUAAUAUAAGGGGAAUCACUGAACCGGCCAAUUAUUCCGGCAAUAUAUUCUUUCAGUACUUUGGUGACUGACGUUUCUCUAGGAUCCUAACACAACGUAAAAGUGAACUUAAACCCCGUGUAGUGUUUUGGAGACCAGGGCUGUUUUCCCGGAGACUAUGCAGCAGAGAACAGCCAGGCCCUCUGGGCAGGUCUGUGUGGAGCGGUCAGCCUGGUGAGUCAGAUGAGCACCAAGGUUCGACCAGACUCUGAGUAAGCUGUUACCUCUGUGGACACCCUCAACAGAGCUAAAUCGAAUGGGGGCCCCUCUGAGCUCUAAGAAUGAACCACAUCCACAUGUCUGAAUUUAAUGGUCCAAAUCUGAAUGUUUCCAAACAAAACCUUUGCUAUCUUACCUGCUUGAAACUCAGUAAUAGUGACACGUUUGAAUGGCAUACACAGCAUUACAUGGAGCAAAGCAGAAGAGACCUUCUGAGGGGCAAAGAAGAACACGAGAUUCGAUUUCUUGCUACUUGACGUAUUUAAAUGAAAAAGGGCUUACACCUUUUGUCACUUAGCUGGGGCCAGUACUUUCUGCCGUUCAUUGCGCAGCCUUUACCCAGGAAUGGGUGGGGUUCGUGAAGUCAUAAGUCCUCUAAAGAAAGUAUUACACUUUGAAAAGUAUUGCUUCAAAUUGAUUUCCUUAGUACAUUUCUAAAAAGUGAUUUUGUAUUCUCUUCUGAAUUGGCCCAAACGCUAACUGUUCUAUUGGGGGGAGGGGAGGGCUGCUGCUGUAGCCGUCGUCUGUGUUGCUGCUGUAGGUGUCAGGGUUCUUUUUUUUUUUCCUUUUGUGGGCUGUGUGGGGAGUGGGAGGGGUGGGAGGUGGGGGGCUGAGGAGAAAUCUUCCCUCUGUACAGGGUCUCCGUGGUGUGAACCCGGAGCCAGGGUAGAAGCUGCUUUUGUGUUCAGUGUGAGCUGGUGUUUACAGCAGAUGUUGACAACAGUGGAAGUGUACUCAGUGGUGUCUGUGUUUCUGAACUAUUUAAUUUUGUGUUAUGUUUAUAUGAAGAUGUAUUUAUGCAUAUUUCACCGAGUUCUAUUUAAUGUUGAUAAAUAUUACUCUUUAGUCUUCAGCAGGUGGUGUCCCUUGAAAGUGAUUCUUUAAGGUCCACUUGAGCAAUGGGUAGGGUAUAUCGAGCUUUCUUGUGGCUAAGAAGAGGAAAAAGUCAUCCUGUUGGUGCCAGGAGGUACCUAACUCUUUCUAGGUAAUUAAAAGUCAACUUUAACUUCAACAUAAUGGUUUAAUACUGUUCUAGUUAAACCUGAUGGGAACCGGUCAAAGCAACCCUCCACCAGUGUAUUUGAAAUCACAUGACAAGGGCAAAAAAAGGCAAAUUGGCAUAAUUGAAAGAAUUAUUUUUUUGGCCCACAUUCGACCAAAGAAUAAGAAAAAACAGAGACUAUUUUCUAACAUGUAUAGCAAACUACAGAAUGUUAUGUUAUUAACCUGUGAAAUGUCUAGUGAGCAAGUGCAUCUAUAUUUUAUUACUCACGUUGGCCUGGCACUAAUAAAUUUGUGAAUGCUGAUUCAAGUCUCCCUGUACAUCAGUAAUUCCCAUUCUCUUUGGAUCUCCUAUCUUGCCUCCCUCUCAAAAGACUGUUUCCUGUAUUUAAAAAGAAAUAGAAUUAAAUUUAAGAAAUGAAGAAACGUAAGCUUUAGCAGAACUGUGAAGGUUAAUAACAACUCUACUUAAACAUGAUUAUCUCCUCAUCCUUGUCCUUUUAUGAUGCUGAGAAUGGAAGAAAAGAAAGACGUCCAAGACGUCAGCUCUUCUGUUACUGGUUUAAUUAUCGAAUUAUUUUUAAAUCUCUUGUGAAUGAAAACUGCUUUUAAAUACUGUCUACUGACUCUGUUUAUAGAAAUGUAUGUCCAACUCUUAGGUCAUUUUCAGAAAAAGAAAAUAAGAAAAACAGAUUCUUUUGAGUUUGGAAAAUUUAGGAGUGUAAUCAAAGAUGUAGUGAAGUGUUUAAAACCAGACGUAGCUACACAUGCAUUUCUCAAAGGACUUGUCACUAGAAGAGGUAUUCAGCAUUUACAUGAGAUCAUCCCCCCAGAUGGGAAUCAAAUUGUUUUCAAUCCAUAUGAAUGAGGUUUGCAGAGCUUUCAUGAUUAUCCGCUUUAAUUGAGAAUAAAAUAAUCAAACCUAAAUAAACUACACGUGAAGAAAGCACCCCAACACACACACACACGCACACACGCACACACGUGUGCGCGCGCGCACCCCUGACUCUGUUCUCCCAUUCUCUAUUCUCCAGGGUCUACCAGGUGGAUAAGAGAAGUGAGCUUUCUGGUCCCGUAUUCCCCUUGGCUCUGCUCUCUUUUUUCCAUCACCUACCUGUAGUCUUUCUGCUGGUUCACCAUAUUGCCCUGAAUCAUCCUUGACUUCAAAUCGAGCCUUGAGUCUCCAGAUAAGUUCCAUUUCUACUUACUCUUUCACAUAUAAUAGUUCUA
Orcinus orca (killer whale) is the source of this 5921-nucleotide messenger RNA. It is a transcript of the gene CHRM3, whose product is annotated as cholinergic receptor muscarinic 3. The transcript is spliced from 6 exons. Bases 972 to 2744 code for a protein of 590 amino acids. Lineage: Eukaryota; Metazoa; Chordata; Mammalia; Artiodactyla; Delphinidae. Gene Ontology annotation, biological process: positive regulation of smooth muscle contraction; saliva secretion; regulation of vascular associated smooth muscle contraction. The record is from RefSeq and is a predicted model, not a curated record. Gene Ontology annotation, cellular component: dendrite; plasma membrane; synapse. Gene Ontology annotation, molecular function: G protein-coupled acetylcholine receptor activity; G protein-coupled serotonin receptor activity.